Messenger RNA from Penaeus monodon (black tiger shrimp), 945 nucleotides. Its product is annotated as translation initiation factor IF-2-like. Bases 1 to 945 code for a protein of 314 amino acids. The record is from RefSeq and is a predicted model, not a curated record. The transcript is spliced from 3 exons. Lineage: Eukaryota; Metazoa; Arthropoda; Malacostraca; Decapoda; Penaeidae.
AUGACUACUGGCAGGAUCAACCAGCUCCGGUGCGGCACACGUGGCCGAGGGAGAAGGAACACGCGGGAGCACGGCGAGGGGAACGCCGGGGGCGGCCACUCCGGACAACCUUCCGAAUCCGUCAGCAAUGGAGCGGUCGCCUCUGUGAAGGGCACGGGCUCCACCGACCUCAACGGGCGCACGGGGAAUGGAACCCCGCGCCCGGCCGGCAACGUGGCGCGGCCCGCGACCGCUGGCGCUGGGGAGCCAGGCGAGGGGUCGCCGCUGCAGGGACACGCCCCUCGGGCGAGCACGGGGCCCGCACACCCUCAGCUGCCCCAGACCCGGCCCGGAGGCCGACCCGGCUGCGCGCAGCUGCGGGAGGGAACCCGCCCACCGCCCGACACGACAGGACACAGGGUGGCGGGGGCCAGGGACCACACCGGCCUCCGUAUCCGCCAACAGGCCGUUCCCCAACGGCCCCGCAAACGUGCCCGUCCGCCCGCCCCUCAGGACCACGGCCCCCUCGCGCCCUCGGCGCCGCGGGCGUCCGCAACACCACCCAAGGCCGUUGCCCCGAAGGGCGACUGCCCGCCUCGGAGGAACCGCACGGCAGCGCCGCGAGCUGCUGCCGGAAGGAACCCGCCCCCGCGCGCGGGACCCACACACAGCCCGUCCGGGCCACGGAAGAGGCCAGCGGACGCACCCGGGGAUGCCGGUCCGCGCAAUGGCCGCUCUGCCACGGGGCGGGCCUGCCGUCGGCCGCUCCGUCGCUCACCGCGACCCGACCGCCCUCUUGCCCUUAUAGUUGUCGCCGCGGCCGUUCGCCACCACGACAAACGGCCCCGCUCUCGCCCGCCCGCCACGCACCCCGUUCGGGGGGACGGCAGACCAGCCGCGCGGGGACGAGCAGGGCCCGGCUCGGCCCCACCCCAUCCGCGACCCUCGCUCGUCCGGCACGUCUAG